This is a messenger RNA of Entamoeba invadens IP1, 3222 nucleotides long. RefSeq names its product phospholipid-transporting ATPase, putative. Gene Ontology annotation, cellular component: plasma membrane. NCBI's taxonomy places the organism in Eukaryota, Evosea, Mastigamoebida, Endamoebidae. The transcript is spliced from 3 exons. The record is from RefSeq and is a predicted model, not a curated record. The coding region runs from base 1 to 3222 and encodes 1073 amino acids. Gene Ontology annotation, biological process: phospholipid translocation. Gene Ontology annotation, molecular function: magnesium ion binding; ATP binding; ATP hydrolysis activity.
AUGUUAAACAACAACAAAGUGUACCCGACCAUAAUAGUCCAAGGCAAAAACAAAAACUUGGCCCGUAACGUUGUAAGAACAGCAAAGUACAACAUCUUUACUUUCAUUCCAAAGUUUCUUUUUUUUCAAUACAAACAGCUUACCAAUGUGUACUUUCUGGUCAAUUUUAUUAUCUGUUGUAUACCUUUUUUAUCUUCGGUCAUUCCUAUAACCGCGGGUGUUCCAAUUGCAAUCAUUCUUAUUAUUGCAGCCACAAGAGAGUUACUAGAAGAUGCAAAAAGACAUUUUUCGGAUAGAAGAACAAACAACACAAAGUACACUGUUUUACAAAAUGGCGUGGUUACACAAAUUGUUUCCAAAAAUAUUUGUGUUGGCAUGAUCAUUAAAUUAAAAAAAGAUGAUGUUGUUCCAGCCGACAUAAUACCUAUCCAUUCAGCACAUAAAGAUGGAGUGUGUUAUUUUGAUACAGCAGCUUUAGACGGUGAGACAACUUUGAAAUCAUCAUUUGUUCCAGAGCGCUUUGUUAAUCUUCAGGAAAGUGACCUGAACUCCUUUACUCCUAUAUUGGAAUGUGAAUAUCCUCAUCCGGUGUUUAAUAUAUUUAAAGGCUUCUUUUCUUUGAGUGGAGACAAAAUAAAAACAGCACUUAACGAGAAAAACAUGGUGAUGAGGGGUUCAGUAAUGAGAAGAACUGAUUAUCUGUAUGGUGUUGUUUGUUACACAGGAAAGAACACAAAGCAAGCCAUGAACUCUUCAAUACCACAGAACAAAAACAGUGGGUUAAAUGUCAAAUUGAAUUACUUGGUAAUUGCAGCAAUCAUUUUUCAAUUAACGCUCUGUACUAUCAUGGCAAGUUUUUCAACGUGGAGACAUGGAAUUGUGACCACAGAAAAUGGGUUUUGGUAUCUUAACAAAGAAGGCUACACUUUGAGUCAACCAGUCUAUUUCAUCAAAAAGUUUUUUGGCUUUUUUAAUGCGACAAUUAACAUGGUUCCAAUAUCAUUAGCUUCUUCAAUUGAAAUUACUCGAUACCUUCAAGGCAUUUUUAUAGAGAAAGAUGACGAUUUCAAAGUGUGUAAAAAAGACCAAGAAGGCAAAGAGAUUGUUGUUGGCAUGAAGACGAAUUGUAGUGUUCUUAUCGAAGAAAUGGGAGAGGUGGAAUUUGUGUUGUCUGAUAAGACUGGCACUUUAACAGAAAAUCAAAUGCGAUUUUUGAAGUGCAGUGUUGGUGGAAAAGUGUACAACACAAAGGAUGGAAUAAUAGAUGUAAAACAAUCUUACCAACACGAUAAAGGAAUAGAAGAACUUUUUACAUGUCUUGCAUUGUGUAACUCGUGUUCUGUUGAGACUCAAAAUGAUAAAAAAUCAUUUUGUUCUUUGUCUCCUGACGAGGAAGCACUUUGCGAAAGUGCUUCUUUGAAUGGAGUUGACUUAAUCAGUCGAACACAGAAUGAAAUAACUAUUACGAGAAAUGGUACUAUUGAAAAGUACACAAUAAUAGUCACAAUUGAAUUUAACAGCUUGAGAAAGAUGAUGAGCAUUUUACUUGAAAAUGAUAACAAGUACAUUUUAUACACCAAAGGUGCUGAUAGUGCAAUUGAAAACCUUUUGAGUGAAGAGUCAAAUCAGAUCAAAGUUACAACACGGAACCAUGCAGAUGCAUUUGGACAAAUUGGGUUACGUACUUUGUUUGUAGCAAAGCGUGAAUUGAGCCAGAACUUUGUUGAAGAGUGGUUACUUAGAUUUAAAGCAAUUGAUCCUCUUGCCACAGACAUUAAAGAGCAGCAAAGAAAGAUGUACAUGGAAUUGGAAUGCAAUUUGACCUUAAUUGGAGCCACUGCAAUUGAAGACCAAUUACAAAAGAAAGUUCCCGAGACAAUCAGUUUAUUAAAAAAUGCUGGACUUAAAGUGUGGAUAAUUACUGGAGAUAAAAUGGAGACAGCAGUUAGUAUUUCUCGUUCGUGCAAUCUUUUUACAUCAACUCAAGAAUUGAUUUAUUUUUCACAUGAAAGUGAAAGUGAAUUUGUGUCGCAUUUGUCAAUAGAAAACUCUCGUUUGGAACAUCUGGAAAAGCACGACGACACCCAGAUCGGUGUUGUAAUUUAUGAGAAAAACAUUGAUUGGUUUAUUAACCACAAAAAAGACUUCAAAAAGCUUGCGGAGUUUUCAUCCAGUGUUGUUUGUUGUCGAGCAAGUCCAAAACAAAAGAGUGAAAUUGCCAUUGCAUUAAAAGAGAUGACAAACAAAAAGUGUUUAACUAUUGGAGAUGGGAUGAAUGAUAUUCCCAUGAUAACUAAAGGAGAUGUAGGUGUUGGAAUAUAUGGUAAAGAAGGGAACCAAGCAGCUGUUUCUGCAGACUUUUCAAUACACCAAUUCCAUCACUUGGGUAAAUUAGUACUAUUCUAUGGAAAGAAUGGUAAAUACCAGAUAUCAACAUUGAUUAAGUUCUGCUUUUACAAGAAUGCAGCGUUCUUUUUAGUUAAUAUGUUCUAUGCUUUUAUAUCCAACUUUACUGUUCAAUUGUUACACGAUGAUUGGAUUAUUACAUGUACAAACACUUUUUUUACUACACUUCCACCAAUUACAAUUGCACUUUUCGACUAUGACUUGACUUGGGAUGAAAUCAAAAAGUAUCCACAGAGUCAUAAAGAAAGUCUUGUCGACAAAAAUUAUUCUUUAUUUGCGUACAUCGAAUGGUUUGUGUACGGAGUUAUACAAGCGGGAAUCUUUUUUUCAUUGUUUUAUUUUGUCAUCAAUGGCACUGAUGUUACAUUCUAUGGAAAGGUGAAUGGGUUUACAUUUACUUCGGUAUCACUGACAACUUGUAGUCUCUGUUCUAUAUGGGUCACUUUAUUCAUUUACACAAAACGGUUAAAUAUAUACGUCUUUGCAGCUUUUAUAAUAAGUGUAAUACUCUAUGCAGUGGUAUACACUGCUGUGAUGUUUAUACCAAACAUGUCAAAGAUGGGGAUCUCAUCAUAUGGGUGGAUAGUUGUUCUCCAACAACCAACAUUCUAUCUAUUGUUAAUAGUAGCAGUGUCUUUUGCUUCACUACCACAAGUUGUGACCCAUUAUGUGCAAAGAACACUUCACCCAAGCAACUAUCAAAUUAUUCAAGAAAACACCAUUUUAUGUAACACAAAAAGCUUUACUUUCAAAGAAAUUGAAUUAGAUGAUAUCAACACCAAGCACGACAACUCUGCGAGCUUCGAUAAUGAAUAA